AUGCGGGGCCCGGUGGUAGACCGGCUUUUGACCCCUGGUGACGAGAUUGGGGUCAAACGCUUGAAGAUCCAAACAGGCCAUACGGCGAGAGACUCGCUGACUCAUCUGAGCAGUCUGUGUGUUGUCAUACUUCAGGAGGGUUUCCACACGGGAGCAAGUCUCAAGAGCUAUGUUAGUGAGGUUUUGAGACGGUCUCGCAGUAACUUGUCUGUUCUGCGUGUGACAACAUACUAUUUAUUACAAGUUAAUGGUCUACGACAAAACAACAGAUACCUACAUUCGGGUACCGACUCUGUGAGCUGUCCAAAGAGAUGUUUUUUGACGUGUUUGAUUCUGGCCUCCAAGUACUUGCAGGACCAGAAUUACACGCUCAAGACAUGGAGCAAAAUCACAGGGUUGGGUAUAGACGAACUAAAGACUAAUGAAACCAAGAUGUUGGAGCUACUAAAAUACAAGCUCCACAUCAAUGAAAAAGAAUACGACAGAUUGAGCAAGUUUACGAACAAGUGCGAGGACAUGUUAUGUGUCAAUAGGGAUGUCAGUUUGUUGACUCCACCGUCAUCUCCUCGCGAAUGGCGAGACGACGACCUUCCUGGCUGGCGUGCGACGCAAUAUCCGGACUCCACUAUCAGUGUCGAGACACGGACCAAGCUGGCGCGCGCCAUCGAGCAGUUUGUCGAGUUUCCUGCUACGAAACAUCACGAUGACGACACUUUUUAA
This is a messenger RNA of Ogataea philodendri, 720 nucleotides long. RefSeq lists its product as uncharacterized. Gene Ontology annotation, cellular component: nucleus; cyclin-dependent protein kinase holoenzyme complex. Gene Ontology annotation, biological process: regulation of cyclin-dependent protein serine/threonine kinase activity. Bases 1 to 720 code for a protein of 239 amino acids. Lineage: Eukaryota; Fungi; Ascomycota; Pichiomycetes; Pichiales; Pichiaceae. The transcript has a single exon. The record is from RefSeq and is a predicted model, not a curated record. Gene Ontology annotation, molecular function: cyclin-dependent protein serine/threonine kinase regulator activity; protein kinase binding.